GUGACGAACGGGUGCUUGAAAAUGUAAUAAGGAAGUGGACAUUUUUUGGGAAAAACGAAAAACAUAUCUUCAGACGGGACAGAUUUGGAACUUUUAAAAUUAAUUAGCUAGUGAUCGUUUAAUGUUCCGGGGGGUAUAGUCACCGUGGACAUACCCACGAGCCCGUAAUUAGUCUUCACCAAACCGUGGUUACUAAGGCUAGCUUGCUAGUUAGCUAUGAAUACAGACGUGGAAUUUCACAUCAGACAGAAUUACCCGUGGAACAAGCUACCAGCAAAUGUCAAACAGAGUCUUGGAAACUCUCAGCGCGAAUAUGAGAAGCAUGUGUUACUGUACAGUAUCAGGAAUCAGUUGCGAUUCCGGAAUAACCUAGUGAGGCACGUGAAGAAGGACGAGCGCAAGUACUACGAGGAGCUGUUGAAGUACAGCCGGGACCACCUCAUGCUGUACCCCUACCACCUCUCCGACAUCAUGGUGAAGGGUCUGCGGGUCACCCCCUUCUCCUACUACAUAGGGAUCAUGGAGGACAUCAUGAACAGCGAGAAGAGCUAUGACUCCUUGCCGAACUUCACCGCUGCAGACUGUCUCAGGCUUCUGGGCAUUGGGAGGAACCAGUACAUUGACCUGAUGAACCAGUGCAGGUCAUCCAAAAAAUUCUUCCGCAGGAAAACGGCACGGGACCUGCUCCCGGCAAAGCCAGUGGAGAUUUCGGUGGAGCCUUGGUGGGUGGCACAGACUGGCUACAUCACCGAGGACGACAUCAGGAUCUGCUCCUCUGCGGAGAAGAAGGCGAUUGAUAAGAUGAUCGAUGCAGGUCCGCAGCUGGCCGGAUCGAUGGAAUACAACGUGGUGCUGAGUCUGUACAACAGAGGUUUCAUAUACCUAGAUGUACCCAUAUCAGAUGACAGCUGCAUUUCAGUUCCACCGCUGGAAGGGUUUGUGAUGAACAGGGUCCAAGGAGAUUAUUUUGAAACGCUUCUUUAUAAAAUAUUUGUGUCCAUUGAUGAGCAGACUAAUGUGUCUGAGCUAGCUAAUGUACUUGAGAUCGACUUGGGUUUGGUGAAGAAUGCUGUGUCCAUGUACUGUCGUUUGGGGUUUGCGCUGAAGAAGGGCCAGGUGAUCAGCCCAGAGCAGCUCCACCCCACCUGGAGGAGUGCCCCCUGUGUCAACAGGCUCAAAAGUACAAUGGACCCACAGAAGAUGCUGCUGUCCUGGGAGGGUGGUAGCCCAGUGAUGGAGGCAGGGUCUUCAGCCACUGAUACUGACACCACCAGCCUGGAGGACCAAGAUACGGCCAGUGUGAGCAGCCUGAGCAUCCCUGCCGGACCAAUCAAGAGGAUAGCCUUCCUGUUCGACUCCACCCUCACCGCCUUCCUCAUGAUGGGAAACCUCUCACCAAACUUGAAGAGUCAUGCAGUCACUAUGUUUGAAGUGGGGAAACUUUCUGAUGAAACUCUGGACAGUUUUUUGAUGGAACUUGAGAAGGUGGAGAGUACGGCAGAAGGAGAGGCUCAGAGGUAUUUCGACCACGCACUGACCCUCAGGAACACAAUACUGUUUCUGCGUUAUAAUAAGGAGCUCACCUCUGAUGCUGAGCCACCAAAUAUAGGCCUCCCUCUGGACCUGCUGCGCUGUGAAAGCCUCCUCGGCCUGGACCCCGCCACCUGCAGCCGCGUCCUCAACAAGAACUACAGACUGCUGGUCUCCAUGGCGCCACUCAGCAACGAGAUCCGGCCAAUCAGCAGCUGCACGCCUCAGCACAUUGGCCCGGCCAUCCCGGAGGUCAGCUCCAUCUGGUUCAAGCUCUACCUGUACCACGUGACCGGGCAAGGGCCACCGUCGCUCCUGCUGUCCAAAGGCUCCCGUCUUCGGAAGCUUCCAGACAUCUUCCAGGUUUAUGAUCGGCUGCUGAUAACCUCCUGGGGUCACGACCCCGGCGUCGUUCCAGCGUCCAAUGUGCUGACCAUGCUCAACGACGCCCUGACUCACUCCGCUGUGCUGAUACAGGGCCAUGGGCUCCAUGGUCAUGGGGAGACCGUUCACAUCCCGUUUCCGUUCGACGAGGAGGACCUCAAAGGAGAGUUCUCCUACAGCAACAUGUGCGUACACAAGGCCCUGAGGACCCUGCAGGAGCAGGUGGACCUGGAGCACCUGUGCGGCUACAUCACCAUGCUGAACCCCACCAACCGGCACCGCCGCAGGCUGAGCGAGUGCUCCGACAGCCGAGGGGACAUGGAGCUUGGCGGAGGGUUUGACGCCAAUGGCAGCACGGAGUCCUUCGAGCUCGUCACCGAGGAAAACAACGGCGAAGGAAACCGAAAGCAAGGAGCAGAAGUGACCUCAGCAGAAGAAGAGUGGGUGCCCCUGGAGCUGUGUUUUGGAAUGCCCCUCUUCAGCUCUGACUUGAACCGCAAAGUCUGUCAGAAGAUCGCCACGCAUCAACUGUGCAGCAAAGACAGCCUUCAGAAACUAUUACAUUCCAGCCGAAAACUAUCCUUGAAGGUGCUAAGCUUUGUGCAGUCAUUCCAGGAGGGCGGCCAGCCCGCAGACCUGGACAGCGGCGUCUCGUCCCCCCUGAGCCAGCCGUCGGCCGAGUCGGGCGUGCCCCUGCCCGCUCGCAACCUGCUGUUCAAGGACGGCCAUCUUAGCGAGUGGAGCGGCCGGACCCCGCCCUCCCUCCACAUCUCCACCAUGCAGGUGCAGAAAGACCAGCCCACCUAAUGCCCGCCCCCAGUACCCACUCUGCGACAUACCCCAGUGAGAGAAACUCCACCCCCCCUCCCCCGCCCCGCCCCCCUCCUCCUGUCUGAUUGGCUGCUUUCGUAAAUAGGCCGUGUUACUUUGUGGUUGGCAGACGUGGGUCUGUUACAGUGGUGCUGCUGAUGACAAUGCAGGCAUUCAGUGGCGGGGAAAAAAACUGUAAGUAAUGCCAGCGCUGUUUAUUGAGAUGAGCACAAUCAGGUUUUUAAAUCUUUCAAUCGGAAAAUCAUUUCUCUUGAAUAACAUUCUGCGUAAAAUGUAUAAAGAUUAAGAAACCGCCAAAUGCUGACCAACGUGUAUACAUGGACUACGCCUGGGAAACUUUUGACUUUAAGGACCAAGCCUGCAGCUUAAUCAAGCCUCUCAGAUUUCUCAGUCGAACCCUGAUCUCCUUGUAUUGUCUCAUGUACAGUAAGUAGCCCAAUGCAUGAUCCUAUUGUACAGACGUUCAAAAGGACCCGUGGAUCCACUCUGCCAGUAAAACCAUGUAGAUGGGAUUUUAAUUUGCACAUCGCAAUACUCCAAACUAGUAGCUUGUAAUUUAUUGACAUGCAAAGAAAAAUCUUUGGUGCACAUUUUUUUAUUUCACUGUGGUUUUGUGUCCAUCAUAUUUUCUGACAGAACAGUUUGUUCCCCCGAACAGUAGGUGGCGCUCCUUGCUGUGAGCUGGUCUGUUUGAUCAGACACGGAGCAGUGUAGCCAAAUCCACUGUAUCUCUCAAAACAUCAUUACUUCUGUAAUGUGUGGGAACACCAAAGACUGGUUUCUUUCAGUUUAUUCUUUGUUUUUAAUGCUUAAUUAUGUUUUUUUUGCCUUUUGUUUUGUUGCCUUAUACCUUUUUUUGCAGACGCCUAGUAGACUGCCAACUCCACUCUGCGUGUGCUCCAGCUGUGAGUCAGCUUACCUAGGAAACAGGAUUAUAUACUGUUCUCACAAUGAAAACUGCUGCCAUCAAGAAUGUACCAAAGUCUUGGCGCAAGCUCUGAAAACAUUAAUAAGCUGUACGAGAUAAGCAGGGGCAUACGCAAACACCAACACACACACUACUCCUGCACACACUCCUGGAGUUGUACUUUUUCUUCAUAUCUUUUGUUUGCCUUUGAAGGAGCUGGCAGUGUUUCUCGAUUCUGAACCCCACGUGACUGAUUAUGGUGAACAACAAAAGGUCCUGGUGCAGCAUGAUGAGUGUUAGAAACCGUUGUGUGUGUACUGUACGCCCCUCUCUCCACAUCAGAGCACCUUUACCAAUUCCUCAACCUCCAAAAGACCCCCCCUCCCCCCUCUCCAUACACCAGUCCUUUCAACCCCAGAGGACCCCCCUUCCCCAACCUCAUUAAUCCAUCUCAGUGUUAGACAACUGAUUACCAAUAGUUUUAUAACGUCAGAUAACAUUUUAGCAAUCUUUGUUGUAGCUUGUUUGAUGGGACUGUGAACAAUGCUCUUGUAAUUAAAUGGGUACAAAAAGGUGACAUUCCUCCUCACACUUUCCAAAAUUAUAUGUGUUAUUAUAAAUUAAUAUGUAAAAAGUAUAAGAAAAUAUAAAUAAAUCCAGAAAGAAAUCUCCCCCAAAA
This is a messenger RNA of Conger conger (European conger), 4331 nucleotides long. RefSeq names its product family with sequence similarity 91 member A1 (gene fam91a1). Bases 217 to 2721 code for a protein of 834 amino acids. The transcript has 24 exons. The record is from RefSeq and is a predicted model, not a curated record. Gene Ontology annotation, cellular component: cytoplasmic vesicle; trans-Golgi network. Gene Ontology annotation, biological process: intracellular protein transport. NCBI's taxonomy places the organism in Eukaryota, Metazoa, Chordata, Actinopteri, Anguilliformes, Congridae.